AUCGCCGCUAGAGGGAUCGGGACAGCAAGCAGGAAAUAAAAAAAUUCAGUUUGGAAAUUGACAUAUUUCUCGUGAUUGAAAUUGAUUAUUUUCUGAGUGUAAUUUUGAAUAAGGAAUUCUGAUGUAAACGUCGUACGAGACUUAAUGUUAUGCAUUUAAAUGACACAAUUCUAAAUAUCGAAGAUAAAAGUCAACUAAACACUCUGUUGACCAUUAUCAAGAAUUCUUCGCCUUCUCCAAACAGAAUGGACGAGCAUAGUGUUGAAAGCCUGGCGGAAGUAUUUCGCUGCUUUAUUUGCAUGGAGAAGCUUAGAGAUGCACAUCUGUGUCCCCACUGCUCAAAAUUGUGUUGUUACAUGUGCAUUCGGCGAUGGUUAACCGAGCAAAGGUCACAGUGUCCUCACUGCCGAGCAUCUCUUCACUUGCAUGAAUUGGUUAAUUGUCGCUGGGUAGAGGAAGUGACUCAGCAAUUAGAUACGUUGCAAUUGGUUGGAUCAGCAAAGGGAGAGGUCCCGGAAAAAGAAAAAUGCAAAUCUCAUAAGGAGAAAUUAAGCGUUUAUUGUUGGAACUGUAAAAUGUGUAUCUGUCAUCAGUGUGCGCUUUGGGGCGGAAUGCAUUCGGGACACGUCUUUAAACCUUUGGACGAAGUGUACGAGCAGCACAUCACUCAGAUCAAAGAAGAAGUUAGUCACUUGCGUCGCAGACUAAUGGAACUCAUCAGUUUGGUUCAGGAGGUCGAACGCAAUGUGGAAAGCGUUCGGGUGGCCAAAGACGAACGAGUUCACGAAAUACGCAAUGCAGUAGAAAAUAUGAUAGCUCGUUUGGAUUCCCAGCUGAAGAACAAGCUUCUUACAUUGAUGGGUCAAAAGACAUCGGUUACCAAAGAAACGGAGCAACUAGAAUCAUUAUUACAGUCAGUAGAACAGCAACUCCAUGCGUCAAGUAAGAAUGAACUCAUUAGUAGAAGUGGAGAAAUAUUAAAUAUGAUUGCAGAAGUUCAGCGGAAACCUAUGGCGAGUUUUGUAACCGCGCCCGUUCCGGCCGAUUUUCAGAGUGAGAUAGUUCCGCCUUAUGACAGCAGUACGUUCAUCAUGCAUAAUUUUAGCCUCCUGCAGCAGCGGGCCGAUCCAGUAUACAGCACUCCUCUUUCUGUUUAUGGUCUAACUUGGAGACUAAAGGUUUAUCCUGAUGGAAAUGGUGUCGUUCGAGGAAAUUACUUAUCUGUAUUUCUUGAGCUGUCGGCCGGAUUAUCUGAAACGUCAAAAUACGAAUAUCGAGUGGAAAUGAUACACCAAGGCUCGCACGAUGCAAACAAGAACAUCGUUAGAGAAUUUGCAUCUGAUUUUGAAGUCGGAGAAUGUUGGGGUUACAAUCGAUUUUUCAGACUAGAUCUAUUAGCUAGCGAAGGCUAUCUCAACACGGAAAUGGACACGUUGAUCUUAAGAUUUCAAGUUCGUCCGCCCACAUUUUUCCAAAAGUGUCGUGAUCAGCAAUGGUAUUUAAAUCAAUUGCAGGUGGCUCAAGCUCAGUAUAUUGUACAAAUUAAUGAUCUAAAGGAGAGAUUAGCGAUUGAAUUAUCAAGAAAUCAGGCAAGCUUAGGAACAAAGAAUGAUGUUAUUGCAGAAUUACAACAGGAACAAACUCACACUAUAGCAUCUAAUCCAUCCGUCGUUAGUAUUGGUAACUGCAUAGGAAACAAUAAAAUAAUUUCUGCACUUUCGUCGACAAGUACGUUGCCGGUGACGAUUUCAUCUUCUCUCCCGGUAUCCAUAAUCCCCACGGUUCAAAAUAAAGCCGAAGGCAGCGUAAAACAGUCCAUUCUCAGAGACGUCGCCAGUAAAAGUAACAAUUUUAACUGUGAUAUUAAUGCGGCCGAAGGCUGUACUAAAGAUAACGACAAUGGCAGAGAAGAAGAAGCCCAAAACAGUUCCAAAAUGAGUAGAAAUUAUGUUUGCACACCAGUUGAAAAGAUAAAAAUUAAUCCUUCCAUUUCUCAAAAGAGAAGUCCGAAUUUACAAAAGCCGAGAAAAAACAACAAUAGUUAUAAAGAUCUUCUCGAUUCUUGUGAUGCAUCCUGCGAAGCCGAUUCCACUACCAGCUCUGAUGAAAGCGAAAUUCUCACCGAUAACGAAAACGACAUUACAACAGAAGUCGAAGUGAGUUGCGAAGGAGAAACUGCCGUAGAUGACAAUAGUAACGAUGAAAAGGACAUUGACGAGGAGACGAUGUUUGGAGAAAACGACGUCGAACGAAACAGUAAGAUUGGAUUUUUGCAGCACAGGUGUCGUAAGUGGAACAUACUUCCGACAUCGACGUCGAGUUCCUUGAAUCGAACCUCAGCCUCAAGCGAAGACACUUCAAAUAAUGUCAGCAGCGCGACUGACGACGAAAAUAUGUUACUUCAGCUUUUGGAAAUGCAAGAUAGAAGCUCAUUUCCACACAGAGCCUGGAGUAAAACAUAUUGUCGCAAGCAGAGUAAAAUGAGCAAAGAUAGUCACAGCUGCCCACACACUUUACUUCUAACUUCGUUACUUGCUCGAAAUGUUCCGACAGACUCUGCAUCGAGUAAUAUGGCAUCUUCGACGGUGAUUUCGCCCACCAAAACUUAUUCUUCUAGAAAAAAGUGGGAAGACGGGUUGAACAUUAACAGUUGUCGUCUAGCUGAUUUAGAGCACUGUCCUUCUUCGCCUGAAGCUGAGGCAGACAUUUCAUUGGAACACGGUCCUUUGCCGGAGACUUCGACGUCGGAAAUUGACUGCUUGUCUUCGCUGAGUACUUCACGACUGAGUGAUUCGAGCAAACAACACUUGCAAGCCAACCCGAAAACCGAAGAGCCUGAUUCGUCCGGUCGAUCGGUAGCGGUGGCACUGAGUAAAAUGACAGGAUUAAGUCCAACUAAGUCGGCUUUGACACAAAUACCUAACCCCAUUUGGCAAAUCACUUCGAGGCCGGAUUUUUCGUCGCUCGUCACUUCAUCCUCAUCAUUCACGUCCUCGACGACCACAUCCGCUUCCGGCAGAAGAGCUGCGACGACCGAGAGAAAUUCAGAAGAGAACAAUGAAGAAAAUGAAGAAUUAACUGCGAGUGAUAACAGCAAUGCAGAAAAUUCGCUCGGUUCCGAUACCAGAGGAAACGACAAUCCUUAAAAUGAUUUUAUCAUCAAAUUUCACGGAAAACAAUGCCGCAUUUCAGUAUCUUCUCGACCUACCAAGAUUAAUUUUCGUAACAUACUUUUCACAACAUAUCCGAAAAUAAACCGGACGAUUAAUUUUAUUUUCCUUCAUUUUGUUUUAAUUGCUGGGACCAAAACAAACAGAUUCAAUUGCUCAUUAUUUCCAUAUAAAAAUACUUCAGUUUCUCAUCAAAAUUAUCUUUUUAUACAUUGAAAUACCAUAUUUAUAUACUUACAUACUUACAUACACUCACACACGUAUACACAUGCAGUAGAAUUACUCCCUCGGAGAGACCCCGAAACAACGAUUUCGAAACUCGAUUAGUCGAAUAGGCAAUUUAUAUUAUUUAAUUUUGAUUUUUGUUAAAUUAAUUAAUUAAUAUUAAUUUGUCAUUUUUUUUCUUUGUUAAUGUCUUGAAAUUUUGAAUUUGUAUAUACGAUUGUUUGUGAGGUAAUUGACAGGUUAAUUAUCGAUUACCUGUUUCGUGAUAAUUGUUCUUCCAUUUUAAUUUUUUGUACUUAAAGGUUUGUGUAGUUUCUUUUGUCUAAAUAAAGAAAAGGUUUUCUGAUUUUAAA
Molecule: messenger RNA, 3748 nt
Organism: Centruroides sculpturatus (bark scorpion)
Lineage: Eukaryota; Metazoa; Arthropoda; Arachnida; Scorpiones; Buthidae
Exons: 21
Coding region: 150-3146 (998 amino acids)
Biological process (GO): negative regulation of centriole replication; protein autoubiquitination
Cellular component (GO): aggresome; peroxisome
Molecular function (GO): zinc ion binding; tumor necrosis factor receptor binding; ubiquitin protein ligase activity
Source: RefSeq, a predicted model, not a curated record